UCAAAUUCAAGCUAGUAAGAGUGCUACCGUUCUUACCAAAAACAUGCAAUGAGUUUUAUUGGAAAAGUAGUGUUGAUUACAGAUGCCAGUUAUGGCAUUGGUGCUGAUACAGCUUUCCAUUUGGCGAAAAAUUUGGGUGCUAGUGUUCCGUUAACAAUUGUCGCCGAUGUGUCAAACGAAGCCGAAAGAAUUAUUAACGAAACAGUUGAACAUUUUGGACAAUUAAAUGUGUUAGUGAAUAACACCGAAAUCAUGAUGAAAGGCAGUGGAUUGCAAGCACCCGUUUCAGACUUUGAACGUUCAUUUGAUGUAAAUGUACGAAGUGUCAUAACUCGUUCAGUUUUGUUGACGAAAUUUUCGAUUCCACAUCUCGAAAAAACCAAGGGCAACAUAGUUAAUAUAACAACUAUAGCAAGCUUAAGAACUACACCGAACAUUAUGACCUACUACAUUUCAAAGGCGGCUCUAGAACAAUUUACCAAAUGUUCAGCAAUGGAUUUGUCAUCAAAAGGAAUUACACUGAAUUCAAUUAUAAAUCCGAUUACGAGGUGUACACCAGUAUACGAAACAUUCGGAUUAAAUACCGAACAAGCCGAAAAAAUGCUGGAAGAAUAUAAAAAACGAUAUCCAGUAGGUACAGUCGGAGAUGUUUAUGAUACACUUGCAGCGAUUUCUUAUUUGGCCGACGAUAAAUCGUACUCACUUCUUUCUGGUGUUUUGCUUCCAAUCGAUUCGACAAUUGCUUGAAUUCAAUUAAAUGCAUUCAAUCAUAAAAACACUUUUAAUCGAAUGUAGAUGAAUGCAAAUAAAAAAGUUUGAGGAAUACAAAUGGUAUUAUUCUUUAA
Messenger RNA from Contarinia nasturtii (swede midge), 845 nucleotides. RefSeq lists its product as uncharacterized. The coding region runs from base 49 to 747 and encodes 232 amino acids. The record is from RefSeq and is a predicted model, not a curated record. Lineage: Eukaryota; Metazoa; Arthropoda; Insecta; Diptera; Cecidomyiidae. The transcript has 2 exons.